Molecule: messenger RNA, 6734 nt
Organism: Pteronotus mesoamericanus
Lineage: Eukaryota; Metazoa; Chordata; Mammalia; Chiroptera; Mormoopidae
Gene: AKAP1
Product: A-kinase anchoring protein 1
Exons: 11
Coding region: 150-2795 (881 amino acids)
Cellular component (GO): mitochondrion; membrane
Molecular function (GO): protein kinase A regulatory subunit binding; RNA binding
Source: RefSeq, a predicted model, not a curated record
GGGCUACAGGAAUAAUGACUGUGACUAAGAAAGCCUUGUAGACUGUAGCUGUGCCUGAGGCUGGAAAACUGAAGCCCUGGAAGACGCUGGUUUAGCUCAGUGGCCUAGUCGAGGAGACCUUGAAGGUAUAACUACUUCCAGCCUCCAGGAUGGCCAUCCAAUUCCGUUCACUUUUCCCCUUGGCAUUGCCUGGAAUGCUAGCACUCCUUGGCUGGUGGUGGUUUUUCUCUCGUAAAAAAGAGCACGACAGCAGCCACGACAAACCGGUGGGGGCCAGCGCUAUGGAGCUGAGGACCGACCCUGCCAUCAAGGAACUGGUCCCUGUGGAAGAUCCCUGCCCUGCAGUAGAGCCCACACCCCCCAGUGUCACACAGCCAGCAGCAAAGGAGCUGGCCACCACGUGCAAGCCUUCCACAGAGCCCCCAGCCUCGCUGCGGGCACAUCCAGCCUGUCGUAGAGCCGAGUCCUCGGGCAGCCUUCCUAACGCCACAGACGUGGGAUUUCGACUAGGAACACACAAAGAUGACAGCGCAAGGGUGGAACCAGCCCUCACUGGUGACAAAACCAAGUCUGUUCCUCUAGAGUGCUCCCACCCCCCACCAAAGUCUGUCCUGUUCCCCCAGGGAGCAGCUGAGGUGUGCAGGCAGGGGGCAGGGCGUCGCUCGCAAGGCCAGCCUGCGCCCCCCCCAGAGAAGCCUGGCCCUGGGGAGAAGGUGAGAGAGGCGGGAGCGGAAGGCACUGGCGAUGCAGUGUUGGGAGAAAGUGUCCUGGAGGAAGAUGUGUUGUCCCCGGAGCAUGGCUCUACACCACAGAGCAGCAAGGCACCCAUCCUGGCUCCCUUGGGAGGAAGGGGAGAGGAAGGGAAGAACAGCCUGCCUCAGGCGGAUGGGGACACUGCAGGGAAGUUGCUGAGUAGCUUCAUUAAAUCGGCUCAGGUGGAGCCGGCCAAAGAUGUCGAAACACCAGCACCCCAGGGCAGAGGUGGCCGAGCCUGGGGAGGAGAACUGAGCAAAGAGGAAACUGUGGAUAAAAAUGAUGCGAUUGAGCAAGCUGCCUUCCAGAUUAUCUCCAAAGUGAUCUUGGAGGCCACUGAAGAAGUGCUGGCCACCACGACGGGCAAGAUUGCAGGUUGCCUGAAUCAGGCCUCAGCCGGUCAGCUCCAAGGGCAGGAGGAGAGCUGUGCCCCUGUCUGCCAGAAAACUGUCCUUAGGCAACAUGCCUCAGAGCCCACUCCAGCCCCAGGAGAGGUGGCCGCAGUGGAGGCGGCCGCAGUGGAGGCGGCCGCAGUGGAGGCGGCCGCAGCGGAGGCGGCCUUGGGCCCAUCAGAUGCUACCCUCCCCUCACCAGGCCUGCCAGCAGAGGACCUGCCACCACCAAAGACCUAUGUGAGCUGCUUGAGCAGCCCUCUGUCCAGCCCCACCAAGGACAUGAAGCCAAAGAACUCUGUGCACCACAUCUCCCUGAUCCCCUGCCCACCAUCAGCCAAUGCCCUUGGAGAGUCGCUGGACAGUGCAUGUGUUGUGGCGGAAGAUGUCGGCUCUGUCGCCUGCUCGUCCGACAACAGCCAGGGUGUCCCUUCAGUGGCCUCCUCCGGGCAGUGCGCAGAUUCCGUCAGCACUUCAGGGCUCGAAGACUCGUGUACAGAGACCACCAACUCAAGCCCCAGGGACAAGGCCACCACCUCGCCGCUGCCACAAAGUACUGUGCCCUUCAGCAAUGGGGUGCUGAAGGGGGAGUUGUCAGACUUGGGGACUGAGGAUGGAUGGACCAUGGAUGCGGAAGCAGAUCAUUCAGGAGGUUCGGACGGGAACAGCAUGGACUCGGUGGAUGGCUGCUGUGGCCUCAGGAAGACGGACAGUUUCCAGAAUGCCCAGGCGGGCUCCAACCCUAAGAAGGUCGACCUCAUCAUCUGGGAGAUUGAGGUGCCAAAGCACUUAGUCGGUCGGCUAAUUGGCAAGCAAGGGCGGUAUGUGAGUUUCCUGAAGCAAACAUCUGGUGCCAAGAUCUAUAUCUCAACCCUGCCUUACACCCAGAACAUCCAGAUCUGCCACAUAGAAGGCUCUCAGCAUCAUGUAGACAAGGCGCUGAACCUGAUUGGGAAGAAGUUCAAGGAGCUGAACCUCACCAACAUCUACGCGCCCCCACUGCCUUCACUGGCACUGCCUUCUCUUCCAAUGACUUCUUGGCUCAUGCUCCCGGAUGGCAUCACUGUGGAGGUGAUCGUGGUCAACCAGGUCAACGCCGGGCACCUGUUUGUGCAGCAGCACACGCACCCCACCUUCCAUGCACUGCGCAGCCUGGACCACCAGAUGUACCUCUGCUACUCUCAGCCUGGAAUCCCUACCUUGCCCACCCCCGUGGAAAUAACUGUCAUCUGCGCGGCCCCCGGUGUGGAUGGUGCCUGGUGGCGAGCCCAAGUGGUGGCCUCCUAUGAGGAGACCAACGAAGUCGAGAUUCGCUAUGUGGACUAUGGUGGCUAUAAGAGAGUGAAAGUAGACGAGCUCCGGCAAAUCCGGUCUGACUUUGUGACCCUGCCGUUCCAGGGAGCAGAAGUCCUUCUGGACAGCGUGAUGCCUCUGUCAGAUGGUGACCACUUCUCACCUGAAGCAGAUGCAGCUAUGAGCGAGAUGACAGGAAAUACAGCACUGCUGGCUCAGGUGACAAAUUACAGUCCAACUGGCAUUCCUCUGAUUCAGCUGUGGAGUGUGGUUGGAGAUGAAGUGGUGUUGAUAAACCGGUCGCUGGUGGAGCGAGGACUUGCUCAGUGGGUAGACAGCUACUACACAAGCCUCUGACCCCUGACCCCACAGCCGCUUGGGUCUAUUGCACUGUUGACAUUGGGCUUGGCGCUCAAGGCAGAGACUUUACAUCAGAAUAACAAACACUGUCACUGUUGUCUUCCUCAGAAAGUCCUUACUCCCGCCCCCCCAUAUUAUAGUCCUGUUGAGAAGGCGUUUUGUCUCUAAGACAAGGAAGGAGCUGUGCAUUCUUUUUAAAGCCAUAGGAUGGUGUUUAAUAAGCCAGUCAGCGUAACCUGGUUCUAAGCUGUUAAAGAAGAAAAACUGUGUUGACCAAGCUGUCCUGUUCCCCCUCCUCUCCAUUCCUCUCUUCUUCCUUCCCACUUCCUCCUCCCCCAAACCAGCUGUAGCAGACAGGCCAAGGGGUGUGUUGCGUGUUUGAGAGGGUUUCUUUUGCUUCAAAAUCUUUCUUCAGGGAGCAAGAUGUGAACUGGCUAAUUGGCAUUAAUUACUUGUACAGCUUGCAUAAAUGGAUUUAUGAUGUUUAACCAGUUUUUAUAAACUUGACCUAGGUCACUAAGAAGGCAGACUUUUUAAUGCAUAUGUAAAUACAAAGCAAUGAUACCUCUCUCUGGCCUUGGUCCGUGGGAGAAGCGAACUGUUUGUUAUCUGGCCAAGCCUUGUUGUAAUUUGUAACCAUUUUCUAUUUGUGCAAACUCUGUAAAUAUGUGUUUAGAAAAUGUAAUAUUUUAUACAAGAUACACUGGAGAACAAAGGGAACUCACGGUCUUUCCACACACCGUGCGUCGGUGAGCAGAAGUUGCGGCCACCCGUGAGCUCUCCUGCUGGGGGCCCCCGCGGUCCUGCGUGCUGAACAGGGUGACUGCAGGGUAGGGGUUGUGAUCGGGGAUUGAUUUUUUUUCUUUCCGUACCACUUUGUUUAAAAAAAAAAAAAAAAAAAAAGACAAUUCAUUGAAUUAUCAGAGAUUGUGAUCUGGGUGUUUUUUUUUCCCUGUACAAAUUUGUUUAAAAAAAGAAAGCAACUCAUUGAAUUACCUUGCAGUAGUGUGUUUGAUUCUUUUUCAGACUGGCUCCAGCAGUUGUGCAAUUUAAAAUAAAUAACUGAAGCCUAUAUAAAUCUUGGAGUGUAUACACAGUGGCUCUGAGUGGAGCUGUUCCACGCAAAAAGGAUUGGGGUGUACGGAGGUGGUUGUGCGUGUGCUGGGCUGGCGGUCCAUGGCUCUCUGAAGACAGGGUAGCCAGAAAUUUCCAUCCAGCCUUUUCCUCUCCCAGCCCCAUAAGGCAGCAGCAAGCAUUCUCUGGCUUCCUCAGUGAAUGUCUCAAAUAGCCAGGCUCAUGUUUAAAACACUGGUUUCCAGAAUUCUUUGGUUAUGCAUUCUUAAUAGAUCUGUUAAGUGAUUACCGCUGUAGUGGUAAGAAUGAUAUAAACUACGCACACAUGAGCAUGGUGAGAGCCGAGAGUAAGUCUUGACUCACCAGUCCGUCCUCUUACAGGCAGGCUCAGGCCCUUUAGUCCAGGCCUCCGGGGGGUCUUGAGCCAGCUGAGACAGCCCCAGGGUCCUUCACACCGAAGGAGCCCUCCCACAGAGCGGCAGGUACCCAGUGGUUAGGAGUCUCGGGUUCCCUCAUCUGUGGGAACAGGUGGUGAAUUGUGCUGACCUCACAUGGCGGCAGAGUGACACUGUGGACCUGCACCCUGCUUUGCAGAGAGUCGCCCACAGCGAGCUCCCAUGCAGGCCUUGCUGCUGGUAGCCCGUGUCCCAGCAGUAACUGGGUGUGCCUUGGCCAAGCCGUGUGACAGCCCGGCCUCGGCGUUUCCUGGGCAGCUUUCACCACUGGAGCGGUAGGUGUACAUGGGAGCCUUGGAGCUGGCUUGGGGAGAGCUUGCAAAGCCUGGUGUGCAGAUUUGGACUUCAUCUUCAGGAGCCGUUGAGUGGUUCUAAUGGAGGGAAUAAUCACACAAUUUUGGUGCAUCGAGGAGGAUGGGAAGGUAGACAAGCAGAGACCAAAGCCAGGAUGGUCUGAUGGACAAGCGAGGGUCAGGAUGCUUGGACAAAGUCCCCUGGAUGGCGGGCUCGGGGACACAGUGGGGGAAAGGAGGUGGCGGGCUGCCCACGUGUCUCGGGUUCUCUCGGCCGAGCCUGUGGGGAUGGUCCUUGAGCAGGCUGGAGGUUGGUGAAGGCAUGUGCUCCAAAUAGAUGCGUGGGCUCAAACAGCUGUGGGCCUUCAAUUUCUAGGGUUCUGAAAAAGUGGAUUUUAACCAUUUUGCCAAGUAAUCUUGUUGCAUUUAGGGAAGAGCAAAUCUAGAGAGGCCUAGCUCCACCAUUCCAGCAAGUAAGUUUUAAACUUGUUCUUGGAAUUAAUUACUUGUGGACCACCCAGAAGACAGCUUUCAAUGUGAGUUUGAAGACUUACGAGAGCAGCCAGUGCUAGAGAGAGGCCUGGCCCGUGCCUGGCGUGCGGGAGAGCGGUCGGGCGCCAGACGAAGGAGGCUGGAGUCCCCAGCCCCUGCUCACUCUGGGCGCUUGUGUCACCUUCCCCCCACAACCCUCCGCUGCCUCCCGUCCCUGGGGGCCGCUAGAAAUGGAAGGGGUGGCCGGUUCUAGCGGGGGAUCCGCAUGAGGCGGGUUCCGGGGUUCUGCUGCACCUCGGACGGACAGCCUCAGCUGUGCUGCUUAGCAGUGUCUCUGACCGUCACAGGUGUAGGCGAGAGCCACCAGCAGCCAGGGUUUUGGAGGGCCGACUGGGUCAGACACCGCUGUUCCACAGCAAGCACUCGAUCCUCACGGCAACCCAGUGAGGCGGGGACUGACCCCAGCGGCAGAUGGCGCUGACGUUAGGACGUGGGCUUUGGAGGCAGCAGAGCUGGGGCUCAAAGCCAGGCUUUGACCAUGGCGGGGUCUCUUCACUGCGUCUGCCCUGAAGUGACAGGAGGAUGAGCGUGCCCUGUGCCACCUCCCCAGGUAACUGCCACAGCCGCUGAAUGAUCAGCCCGUAGGAAAGCGGGAGGCUUAAAGUGAAAAAACACUACACAGGAGUGCGCGCUCAUUUUGCUUAUAUGAAAAAUUAAAAUUCAAGUACACAAAAUCAGGAGACACUUGUGGCAUCUAGGCCAAAAGGGUGAAUGUUUUUUAACCUAUGCCGAUCUAAAGGAAAACAUAGUCUCUGUUGGACAAUGCAGGAAAAGAGAGAAUCUGGGUCUGUUUCCAGACCAGCACAGCACUGUCCAAUAGAAAUAUAUGAGCCACAAGUGUAAUUUAAGUUUUUCUAGGAGCCACAAUACAAAGGAAAAAUAAUCAGGUGAAACUAAAUAGUUUAGCCCAGUAUCUCAUUUCUAUAUGUAAUGGACAUUAAAUAUAUAUGUGUAAAUAUAUAUAUUUACAUAUAUAUUACUCAUUUUAUAUAUAUGUAAAUGAGUAAUUUCACUCAAUCUUUGAAAUCAGAGCGUCUGUUUUCUACCUCCAGCCUGUUUGUCCAGACUAACCACACCUCUGAUGCUCAGUAGCCACAGGUGGCUUGAGGCGACCCCACAGUACAGCACAGGACCAGGCUAUUCCUUUGAUCGCCGCCGCACAGAUGCUAACAGCCUUCUAUCUGUCCUUCCUCACCUCAUUCAGAAGUGCUAGCUCUUUGGCAUGCUGUCCAGGUGCCUUUCAGAAUGAUCUGGGGGAAGCAAUCAUGGCAACCGUCCCGACAUCUGAAAAUAAUGCAUGCUGUUGGUUUGGUGUAACAUUUUAUGUAAUCUGUGAAACCUGGCUUGUAAAUUAUUCAAAUUUAUUGUUUUUGGCACUCUCCACCCAUUUUUCCCCCCGCCUGUACGAUCUGUUCAUUUCUAAGAAAACCACAUUAAAUGAUUCUGCUAUUGUCAUGUUUUAUGGUUUCUCUCAACUACUUUUAUAAGUUUUGGUUACGUUGCCUAGUUUGAAAAAGCUUAUGAAAGGUAUUUCCUCAUCAGCAUUAAAAUAGUUUUGGUAU